AUGAUUUCGUUAUUGUGUCUUUGCAGGCGUGAUGUGCUGCAAGUGGACACCUGGACAUACACCGUCGGGAAGAAUGGUUUGGCUAAUGAUUGGGUCAUCCUCAACGACAAGACCGGUCAAACUUUGGUCCGAGCUACCAACACAUGUGUUAUGAUGAACUAUGAGACGAGGAGGUUGCACAAGUUCGUGCAGGAAGUGCGGGACGAGCUCGCGUGCUGUAUCGUGCCGGUGGAAGAGUCUGUAGUCCCCAAAAACGAACAACGAUUGUCGCGACUGGAUUUCGAGACCGCUGAACGUGUCACCGGUGGCCUGACGUCGAGGUGGUUCGAUUUGGACGUGAAUCAUCAUGUGAACAACGUCAAGUACGUGGAUUGGAUCCUGGACAGCGUCCCACGCUCGCUUCCGGAGGGGCAUGAACUGCGCGCAAUGACCAUUCAGUUCAGAAAAGAGGUUGCUAUAGAUACCGCCGGGAGUGGGAACGGCAACGGCGGAGGCCGCGGCGCCGAUAAUGCUCCGGUGGAGGUGGACCAUUUGCUGUGCCUUGAGGACGGGUCAGAGAUAUUGAGGGCAAGAACAACUUGGAAACCCAAAAAAACCUAG
Molecule: messenger RNA, 600 nt
Organism: Linum tenue
Lineage: Eukaryota; Viridiplantae; Streptophyta; Magnoliopsida; Malpighiales; Linaceae
Source: the annotation of a GenBank genome assembly